Molecule: messenger RNA, 2253 nt
Organism: Tribolium madens (black flour beetle)
Lineage: Eukaryota; Metazoa; Arthropoda; Insecta; Coleoptera; Tenebrionidae
Gene: hsp68b
Product: heat shock protein 70 A1-like
Exons: 1
Coding region: 157-2097 (646 amino acids)
Biological process (GO): cellular response to unfolded protein; protein refolding
Cellular component (GO): cytoplasm
Molecular function (GO): heat shock protein binding; ATP hydrolysis activity; misfolded protein binding
Source: RefSeq, a predicted model, not a curated record
UCAUAUAUAAGAGCGCUGGCGCGGCGCGCUGUCAGUGUAGUUUGAACAAGUAAAGCGAAAGCAUCAAAGCGAAUCAAAAGCGAUCAAAGCAACUUUAAUCAACUUGAGUGAAUUGUUUUUUAUUAGUGAAAUCAAAGUAAAUCCAAAAGUGCAAAAAUGGUGAAAUCUCCAGCAGUUGGUAUUGACUUGGGAACAACCUACUCCUGCGUCGGAGUGUGGCAACAUGGAAAAGUCGAAAUCAUCGCCAACGACCAAGGUAACAGAACAACCCCAAGUUAUGUUGCCUUCACCGACACCGAGCGUCUUCUCGGAGACGCUGCCAAGAACCAAGUUGCCAUGAAUCCCAACAACACUAUCUUCGACGCAAAACGAUUAAUCGGAAGGAAAUUCGACGACCCGAAGAUCCAGCAAGACAUCAAACACUGGCCCUUCAAAGUCAUCAACGAUUGUGGCAAGCCGAAAAUUCAMGUCGAAUACAAGGGAGAAAUUAAGAAAUUUGCACCGGAAGAAAUUAGUUCAAUGGUGCURACGAAGAUGAAAGAAACAGCUGAAGCUUAUUUGGGAACUAGUGUGAGGGACGCCGUCAUCACAGUCCCAGCAUAUUUCAACGACUCCCAAAGACAAGCCACGAAAGACGCCGGAGUCAUCGCUGGUUUGAAUGUCAUGAGGAUAAUUAAUGAACCGACAGCAGCAGCWUURGCUUAYGGUUUAGAUAAGAACUUGAAGGGUGAAAGAAACGUCUUGAUCUUCGAUUUAGGUGGAGGUACUUUCGACGUAUCYAUUUUGACUAUUGACGAAGGAUCGUUGUUUGAAGUACGAGCCACUGCAGGUGAUACCCACCUCGGUGGUGAAGACUUCGACAACCGUCUUGUCAACCACCUCGCCGACGAAUUCAAACGCAAAUACAAAAAAGAUCUGAGAAGCAAUCCGAGAGCUUUACGACGUUUGAGAACCGCCGCUGAAAGAGCGAAACGAACCUUGUCUUCGAGCACUGAAGCAUCGAUUGAAAUCGACGCCCUCUUCGACGGCAUCGACUUUUACACCAAGAUCAGUAGAGCAAGAUUUGAGGAAUUGAAUGCUGAUCUAUUCAGAGGCACACUUCAACCUGUGGAAAAAGCCCUCACUGAUGCUAAAAUGGACAAAGGAAUGAUUCACGACAUCGUCCUCGUCGGCGGUUCCACUCGAAUUCCGAAAAUCCAACAACUGCUCCAGAAUUAUUUCAAUGGAAAAUCGCUGAAUCUCUCGAUCAACCCCGAUGAAGCCGUAGCCUAUGGUGCCGCCGUCCAAGCAGCUGUUUUGAGCGGUGAAACCGAUUCGAAGAUCCAAGACGUGCUUCUCGUCGACGUAACACCACUCUCACUGGGUAUCGAAACCGCCGGAGGUGUCAUGACGAAGAUUAUCGAACGCAAUGCAAGAAUCCCAUGCAAACAAACUCAAACCUUUACCACUUAUUCCGACAACCAACCGGCCGUCACCAUCCAAGUCUUCGAGGGUGAAAGAGCCAUGACGAAAGACAACAACCUCUUGGGUACUUUCGAUUUGACUGGAAUUCCACCAGCACCACGUGGAGUCCCGAAAAUCGAAGUUACUUUCGACCUAGACGCCAAUGGCAUUCUCAACGUUUCUGCCAAAGACACAAGUUCCGGCAAUUCUCGCAAUAUUACUAUCAAGAACGACAAAGGAAGAUUGUCACAGAAAGACAUCGACAGAAUGGUAUCAGAAGCGGAACAAUAUAAAGAAGAGGAUGAAAAACAGAGACAAAGAAUUGCCGCCAGGAACCAACUCGAAGGCUACAUCUUCCAACUCAAGCAGGCUGUAUCCGAUUGUGGCGACAAAUUGUCAUCAACAGACAAAGAAACUAUAACAAGGGAAUGUGAUAGUUGUUUGCAAUGGUUAGAUGCCAACACUCUUGCCGAGAAAGAGGAAUACGAAGAUAGACAAAAACAACUGACUCAAAUCUGUAGUCCGAUUAUGGCGAAAUUGUAUCAACAAGGAGCCCCUCAAGGGGGACAACAGAUGCCCGGAAGCUGCGGACAACAAGCUGGCGGUUUCGGAGGACAGAGACAAGGUGGACCGACCAUUGAAGAAGUCGACUAGAAAUUUGUAAAGCUUUAACCAAUAUCAAUUUCUUCCAAUUUGUUUUUCCUAGUCUUGUUUGUAAAUAGUUUUACUAUUGUUUUAAGUAGAUAGGACUGAAUUAAAUUAAGACUGAUUCUUUUGUAAAUUAUUUGUAAAAUAAAGUAUUUUUUAUUU